Messenger RNA from Sorex fumeus (smoky shrew), 1781 nucleotides. It is a transcript of the gene ATXN10, whose product is annotated as ataxin 10. Bases 55 to 1485 code for a protein of 476 amino acids. NCBI's taxonomy places the organism in Eukaryota, Metazoa, Chordata, Mammalia, Eulipotyphla, Soricidae. Gene Ontology annotation, biological process: neuron projection development. The record is from RefSeq and is a predicted model, not a curated record. Gene Ontology annotation, cellular component: cytosol. The transcript is spliced from 12 exons.
GCCGCCGCCGCCGCCCGUCGCCCGCCCCGGCGCGGCCCCGUCCGCGAGCGCAAGAUGGCGGCGCCCAGGCCGCCCCCCGCCCGGCACUCGGGCGUCGCGAUCACGGCGCCCAUCCAGGACCUGGAGGCCCUGCGCGCGCUCACGGCGCUCUUCAAGGAGCAGCGGAACCGAGAGACGGCUCCCAGAACCAUCUUCCAGAGAGUCCUGGACAUCUUAAAGAAAUCCUCCCGUACCGUGGAGCUGGCCUGCAGAGACCCGGCCCAGGUGGAAAACGUGGCGUCCAGCCUGCAGCUGAUCACGGAGUGCUUCCGGUGCCUGCGCAACGCGUGUAUCGAGUGUUCUCUGAACCAGAACACCAUCAGGAACUUGGAUCUGAUCGGCAUGGCCGUUGACUUGGUUCUUCUCUUCCGUGAGCUGCGCGUGGAGCAAGACUCGCUGUUGACAGCUUUUCGCUGCGGCCUGCAGUUUUUAGGCAACGUGGCGUCCCGGAACACAGAGUCCCAGGCUGUCGUGUGGAUGCAUGCCUUUCCUGAGCUCUUCCUGUCUUGCUUGAACCACCCGGACCGGAAGAUCGUUUCCUACUCUUCCAUGAUUCUCUUCACGUCUCUCAACGCCGAGAGGCUGAAGGACCUGGAAGAAAAUCUCAACAUCGCCAUCGACGUGGUGGACGCUCACCGGAGGCAGCCGGAGUCCGAGUGGCCGUACCUGGUUAUUUCCGAGCAUUUUCUGAGAAGCCCAGAUAUGGUGCAGACCCUGUAUGCCAAAAUGAGCAAUCAAGAAAGGGUCACGCUGUUGGAUGUCAUCAUCGCGAAAAUCACCGGCGACGAGCCCCCCCUGAGGGAAGACGUCCCCGUGUUUCUGAGCCACGCCGAGUUGAUGGCGAGCUCUUUCGUGGAGCAGUGCAAGAUGGUGCUGGAGCUGGCCUCGGAGGAGCCCGCCGAGGACGAGGAGGUGCUGGCCACCAUCAGGCUUCUGGACGUCCUGUGUGAGAUGAGCACGAACACCGAGCUGCUCAGCUACCUGCAGGUCUUCCCCGGCUUGCUGGAGAAGACGAUCGAUCUCUUACGCCUGAUCCACAUGGCUGGCGCCGACGGCACGAACAUCUUCAGCACCUCCAGCAGCGUCCGGGCCGACGGGGACGUGUCCAGUGUGGUGGAGGGCUUCCGGUCCCACCUCAUCCGCCUGAUUGGGAACCUGUGUUACAAGGACAAAGGGAACCAAGACAAGGUGAACGAGCUGGACGGUAUCCCCCUCAUCCUGGACAGCUGCAAGCUGGACGACCACAACCCCUUCCUCACCCAGUGGGCCGUCUACGCCAUCCGGAACCUGACGGAGGGCAACAGCCGGAACCAGGACCUCAUCGCCAAGCUGGAGGAGCAGGGCCUGGCCGACACGUCGGUGCUGAAGAAGAUGGGCUUCGAGGUGGAGAAGCGGGGCGACAAGCUGAUCCUGAAGCCCACGGGCGACUCCCCCGACGGUGACUGAGCUCUCCUGCCACACGCCUGCGACUGGGCCCCGUCAGUCAUCUCGUGCUGUCUGAAAAUCGCGGCGGUGUCGGAAGGCCUCCGAGCACCAGUCGAGAGAGAGAGAGACCAGAGCUUCUAGGUGGUAGCUAGCAGCCGCGCGCGCGGCCGCGUCAGAGCGAAGGCCCGUCGUGACCCGUUGCGUUUUGCUUUCAAGCCGUCCCUGUCUGCUUGCCUCUGUCCCUGUGGACGCCACCCUGCGUGUCAGUGAUGUGUUGUACUUGCUGUGCCAGCGAACAAUAAAGUCUCGGCCGUAGG